Messenger RNA from Mugil cephalus (flathead mullet), 2857 nucleotides. RefSeq names its product twinkle mtDNA helicase (gene twnk). The record is from RefSeq and is a predicted model, not a curated record. Gene Ontology annotation, biological process: mitochondrial DNA replication. Gene Ontology annotation, molecular function: ATP binding; single-stranded DNA binding; 5'-3' DNA helicase activity. Lineage: Eukaryota; Metazoa; Chordata; Actinopteri; Mugiliformes; Mugilidae. The coding region runs from base 111 to 2312 and encodes 733 amino acids. Gene Ontology annotation, cellular component: mitochondrion. The transcript has 7 exons.
GUUUCACACGGACUUGUUUUGUAAACGCACCUGAAAGCCCGGGUUAGUAGAGCAUGGGAUAAAAAGAGGGCAAACUUCAGAGCCAGUCCACUGUGCUAACCAGAUAACUAAUGUGGAGGUGCGUGCUGCAGAAGGGCUCCACCUGUCUCAUGCAAGUGGAGCCCCCAAAGUUUCACCACCAAAGAUCAUUUUCAGCCCUAUUUUUGAGGCUCCUCACUCAGAGGCUCCUUCACAGACCUGCAGAAACCACAUAUGUCCCAAGAUUUAGGGAUACAAAGUACUCCCUGGCACACAGUGGAGCCAGGUGUUACAAAAAGGACAUCAGCUCCACUUUAGAGUUCCCUUUGAGCCCCGUCACAUUCACAGAUAUCAAACAGUUUCUGCGCUCCAAGAAUGUUCCCUUCGACGAUGGCUACAGCUGCCUGCACGUCCCGAGCAUCUUCGUCGAGCCGGCCGCCAGGAAGGACGGCUUCUCGUUGUUCGUCGACAAGACCACGGGGCAGUUCCUGUGUAAGGACACGCUGGUGGAGGGGAGCUGGGAGGACCUGCAGGACUGCCUGGAGGUGAUGCAGAACGAGGAGCAGGAGUUCCUCAGCCCCCGGGUGCUGCUGGAGUAUCCGGAGAGUGCAGAGGAGCAGGACGAGAGGGAGAGGGAGCUGAUGGAGGUGCAGAGGAUCUGGUCCAGCUCUGUGCCCCUCACCGACCUCCCAGAGGACGAGGCUCAGACGAUUAAGACCAUGUUCCAGAUCACAAAGAUCACCAAUGCCACCCUGAAGAAGUUUGGUGUGAAGCUCUUCAAGCCGACAAAGAGCCUGGUUUUCCCCUGGUUCAGUGGACCUGACUCCUCUUUAAAGGGAAUCAAGCUCCUCUCCGCCCAAAGCACGGACACGGACAAAGUAACUUACAACGAGGCCACGGUCCCAAAGAGCAGCUCCUAUUACAACCUGUUCGGCCUCCCCCUGGUGAAUCGAAUGGACUCGGAGGUGGUGGUGACCGGCUAUGAGCUGGACGCUCUGGCCGUGAGUCAGGCCACGGGACUCCCCAGCGUCGCUCUUCCUCGUGGAGUCAGCUGCCUCCCACCGAUCCUGCUGCCGCACCUGGAGCAGUUCAAGCGGGUGACGCUGUGGCUGGGGGGGGACAUCCGCUCCUGGGAGGCAUCGAAGAUCUUUUCCCGCAAGCUGGGUCUGAGGCGCUGUUCGCUGGUGCGUCCGGGGGAGUUCCAGCCAUGCCCAGUGGAGGCGCUGGCCAAAGGCAAGAACUUAACCCGCAUCAUCAAAGCUUCCAUCCCAGCGUCACACAAGUCUAUAGUGUCCUUCAAGCAGCUCAGAGAGGACGUGUACGGGGAGCUGAUAAACAGGGACCAGGUGGCUGGAGUGAAGUGGACAAGGUUUCCAGAGCUCAACAAGAUCUUGAAGGGACAUCGUAGGGGAGAACUGACUGUUUUCACAGGUCCGACUGGAAGCGGGAAGACCACGUUCAUCAGUGAGCUGGCCCUGGACCUUUGCACGCAGGGCGUCAACACGUUGUGGGGCAGCUUUGAGAUCAACAAUGUGCGUCUGGCCAAGAUCAUGCUGACCCAGUUUGCCAUGCAGAAGCUGGAGGAGAACCUGGAGCAGUACGACUUCUGGGCGGACAAGUUUGAAGAGCUGCCGCUUUACUUCAUGACUUUCCACGGUCAGCAGAACAUCAAGACCGUGCUGGACACCAUGCAGCAUGCUGUCUACCUCUAUGACAUCAACCAUGUCAUCAUUGAUAAUCUGCAGUUCAUGAUGGGACAGGAAAACCUCUCAGUAGACAAGUUUGCUGUGCAGGACCACAUUGUUGGAGUGUUCAGGAAGUUCGCCACCAACAGCGGCUGCCACGUCACUCUGAUCAUUCACCCGAGGAAGGAGGAGGAUGAUCGAGAACUGCAGACGGCGUCCAUCUUUGGUUCGGCUAAGGCCAGCCAAGAGGCCGACAACGUGCUCAUCCUCCAGGAGAAGAAGCUGGUGACGUGUCCCGGCCGCAGGUCCCUGCAGGUGACCAAGAACCGCUUCGACGGAGAUGUGGGCAUCUUCCCCCUGGAAUUCAUCAAGUCUUCGCUCACCUUCUCCACCCUCAUCAAGGGCAAACACCGGCUGAGGAAGGUCGCUGCCAAGCCAGGAAAUGAGAAGAAGAAGGAGGAGGAGGUGGCGGCGGCGGUGGCGGCAGCGGCGGAGGGAAAAGCGGAGUUGGGAGACGAGGUUAAAAAAGCGAAGGUUGAGAAAGUGGCCAAAAUGACUCCGAGAACCGCUAAGAGUCCCGCAACUGAAAAAGGAGCCGCUCCCAAGUAAUUCAUCGUUGAUCGAGGAUGAGUUUGAACAGCUCUACAUUUUGAGGUUGAAAGCAGAUCACGACUCUGAACUCUUUUGUAGGGAAACACAACAUUAGACAGUUUUAUGUCCAUAACGUGAAGCCGAAUAUAAAUAUAUAAAUAGAAAAAGAUGAAACGUAUGAAUGAACAGCUUUGAUUGUAGUCCACAAAGAAACCUUCAGAAUCCAGGAAAUUCUGAUUAAUAAAGAUUAACUUUAUCAUCAAAGGAAGAAAGGAUGGACGGACAGUGAAACCAGAUGUGAAAUAUUGACUGUAAAGUGUUCGUACAUGUAAAACUACUACAGAGUGUUAAAGCCGGUCCUACUGCACGCUAAGACUGAAUUCUCCGUUAAAAUGUUUAAAGCUUCAAAUGUUACUUAGUGUUUAUAAGGGUGUAUUUCACGGUAACUAUCACUGUCUGCUUGCCAUGACACAAGCACCUGUACAAUGACAUGGAGAGCCUUCUACUGACUUUUUGUACAACAUGAUUUAUUUUCUUUUUUAAUAAAAUGCGUUUGACGCAGA